Molecule: messenger RNA, 765 nt
Organism: Fusarium subglutinans
Lineage: Eukaryota; Fungi; Ascomycota; Sordariomycetes; Hypocreales; Nectriaceae
Exons: 5
Coding region: 1-765 (254 amino acids)
Source: RefSeq, a predicted model, not a curated record
AUGUCUCAACCUUGCCAGAUGAACGCACCUCAACAAGGCAGCUUUGCACGAAGGCCAGCCAGUGAGCCACCACGAAGUGAGGAAGUCAAUGCACCAAGCAUGAGACCUGGAAUAGAUCUCGAACGCCAAGCAGGAAGCUGGGCGAACCGCAUGGUGACUCUUUAUGACGAGGCCGAAAAAGCAUUUGAAUCGGGUGCAGAAGAUGCGAAUUCGGACGAAAAGUUUGUGGAGGAAUACCUAAAAUUUUCACAGGUGCUGAUCCAAACAAGCCAAGUACUUGCACUCGACAGGCCAGGCAGCUAUUUCUUGAGACAUCUCUUGCCUUCCUUCAGAGCUAUGUUAGAGGGAGGGAGCGGCAAGUACCUCGACGCGCCGAUCCACGACUGGGCAUCUCUCUCGCAACCAGACAGGCUUGACCAGCUCAUCUGCCUUGCCGGAUACACAAGGGUCGGCAGAGUCCUCCUUAAACCGUUCCUAGCAAGGCAAGAGGAGGUUGGUGAUAAUAAUCAGUAUCACUACAACGAAGGGGCCAUACGGUUUAUAAGCAUCACCAUAUUCAGCUCCAUGAUCGCCGUGUUUGCUUGCGCCCCAGCUGCGAUUCAGUCCUUGAAUGUUCGAUCAACAGUUGGCGAAGUAGUUGUGUAUCUUGUAUUUGUGAUCGUGUUUGGCUGGCUGAGUCAGGGACUGAUUUUGGGAUUUGAGAAAGUUUUGCUCUCCUGUCUUGCCUACGCCGGAUUGAUGGCAACCCUUCUCCGAGGGGGUUGA